UAAAAUUCAUAGGUAUAUUUAACCGGUUAUUUUUCGUGGUUAAAUUUACCCACCUCAGGAACCAUGGUAAGUGGGUUACCAGACAGGUUACCAAAUUCAAAAUGGCCGACAUCUUUGAAACUAACCACAGACAACCGCGACAGUUUCGACGAAUUGACCGACAGCUUACUGACUUUGACGAUGAGGAAUUACGAAAACGAUACAGAUUUUCGUCGGACAACAUUGACAGACUUGUACGGCUGUUACAACACCGACUGGAACGGCGGACUCAACGGAACCGACCCCUGACACCACCUCAACAGGUUAUGAUUGCCCUACGCUUUUAUGCGUCCGGCAAUUUCUUACAGGUCAUCGGUGAUACGUUUGGAGUUGACGUGGCAACCGUAUCGCGGACAGUGACGGACGUUAUGGACGCAUUAUUUGACUUGAAGGACAGGGUCAUCAGAUUUCCAAAAACAAACAUUGAAUAACGAGCAACAAAGAAUGGGUUUUACGCUUUACGCGAUUUUCCCUGUGUCAUUGGGUGUAUAGAUGGCACACACGUCAAGAUCAUCGCACCUGGCCAGCCGGACGAACCAGCGUAUGUUAACAGAAAGAGACAACAUUCAAUUAAUGUACAGGCUACGUGUGACAGCAAAGGUGUUUUUUAUUAUACUCGUAUAAACAAUCUUACCUUAGUUACAUCAUAAAGAUCCUUUAAAAUUAUUUAAACAAUAUAAGAAACAGCCUCUACUGUAUACUGUAAAUGCAGAUCCGCAUGUUGAACAACACUACUGACGUCAUUGUCAACAAGAACUUUUCUUUGGGGCUCC
This is a messenger RNA of Mercenaria mercenaria, 812 nucleotides long. RefSeq names its product putative nuclease HARBI1. Bases 102 to 470 code for a protein of 122 amino acids. The record is from RefSeq and is a predicted model, not a curated record. The transcript has a single exon. Lineage: Eukaryota; Metazoa; Mollusca; Bivalvia; Venerida; Veneridae.